UGAUUAGAAAGGAUGGGAACUUCAAAAUCCAGCAAAAGGGCUAGAGUGUUCAGCUUUCGGGGCAUCUGGGAUUUUGGCACAUAGACUGACUAUACAGAAGCGAAAAUGAUUGACAAAACCGAGUUGAAGAAGGAUGAAAGUCAGGACAGAAGCUUAAUAGGUUUGCUAUCUUGGUCUAUCAAGGGUGUUCUCAAUGUGCUCUUUAAUAAUAACAGCGAACAAGAAACUAAAAUUAUGGAGUCAAUGGUGGAGAAGACUGAAACUAAAAUUAUGGAGUCAAUGGUGGAGAAGACUGAGGUGAAGAAGGAAGAAAUUCCGGGUAGAAGCUUAGUAGAUUUGGUAUUCUCUUGGUCUCUCAAGGAUGUUCUCAAUGAAGAUCUUCACAAACACCAGGUGAGAAAGAUCCCAGAGACAUUCUCCUCAACCACAGAGUACUUGACCUCAUUCUGUGAUGCACUUGUUGAAGAAACUCAUGCUGACUUGUUGUCAAGCAUGUCAACAGUAUCCCAAGCACCUACGCGUGCAAUAUUUUCUGUUACGCAAUCUGUGAAAUGUAAACCACCCAAAGACCUCCUUUACCAUGUUACACUUGAAAGUGUGAAAAGAAUUGAGAAUCAUGGUGUGAGAUAUGAACCUGAAGUUAGAGACAUCAUUGCCAUAACAGAUGUAAGACCAAAAUGCAUUGAUGAUUUAGAAAGACAAAACAGGUCCUAUGUUGUUGCUUUUGUUCUGAGUGUGAGAUACGAAAGUUCUCUGACAAUAUUGUCCUCAAAGCCUAUCUUGUUUGAACAUGACAAGAACAAGAAGAGACAGACUCUUUAUGCAGUUCCCUUGGUAAACAUGACCACAAAUAUUCGUAUAUGGAGGGCCUUGAACUCUAAGUUGGAAGGUGGGAACUUAAACAUCAUUCAGAAUGUGCUGCAAUCUAGUUCUAUGGAUGCUACAAAUUGUACUACCUUCCUUAUUGAAGAAAAUUGCAAUGCUGCCUUCGCAGCUAUUAGUUCCAAAAUCUGCUCUUCUGAUUUAAAUGACUCCCAAAAAGAUGCAGUUCUUAGCUGCUUGGUAACUAGGGAAAGCAAUCAUCAGAAUACUGUCAAAUUAAUAUGGGGCCCUCCGGGAACUGGGAAAACCAAGACAGUUGGUGUGCUCUUAUUCUCUCUGCUGAGAAUGAAAUGCAAAACACUUACAUGUGCCCCAACUAAUACUGCUGUUUUGGAAGUGACACAGAGACUUCUAAAGAACGUGACAGAGUCACUUGAAUAUGAUACUUAUGGGCUUGGAGAUGUGGUUUUAUUUGGAAAUGGAAAGCGAAUGAAGAUUCUGGAUCGCCAUAACCUCCUUGAUAUAUUCCUUGAUAAUCGAGUUAGCAUACUACAUGAAUGCCUUGUUUCAUCAUCUGGUUGGAAAGGUAGUUUAACAUCAAUGAUAUGUUUGCUGGAGGACCCUAGACGGCAAUACAAUUUGUACUUGAAUGACAGAAGCAUGAUAGACAAUGAGGAGGAGAAAAUUGACGACAAGAAGAGCAAGAAAAAUGUGAGGAAUGUUAUUGUUAAAGCCUCAAAUGAAAACAAAUACAAGAAAAAUGAAGGACAGGUGGUUGACAAAUGUGAUAGUCAUUUAUCGUUUGAGGAAUUUGUUCAAAGAAGAUUCAAUUGCAUUUUACAGCGUUUGAAGUAUUGUAAUGUAAAUUUGUGUACACACUUGCCAACUUCUUUUAUUUCAUUAGAAGUGGUAAAGAAGAUGAAGUUAUCCCUUGAUUUGCUCACAUCUCUAGAAAAAUUGUUGAGUAAUGUUACUGUUGCUGACAAAGAAUUAGAGCAAGUCUCUGAAGAAAAUGAUCAAAGAUUUGGUCACUUGAUGAAAUAUGGUUUUGUGAGAGGAGAUUGCCUUCGGAUACUUAGAACAAUUCCAAAAAAAUUCCCUGUUCCAGAUUUUAGAUAUGAGUGGGAGAUUAAAAAAUUUUGCCUAGAAAAUUCAUGUCUAUAUUUCUGCACUGUAUCAAGCUCUGCUAAAUUACAUGAAGUAAAGACUCAAUGGGAAGUACUGGUUAUAGAUGAAGCUGCUCAGCUUAAAGAAUGUGAAUCCACAAUUCCUUUACAACUUCCUGGCCUCCGCCUCGCUAUUCUCAUUGGGGAUGAGCGGCAACUUCCUGCGAUGGUUAAAAGCAAGGUUUCUGAGGAAGCUGGAUUUGGAAGAAGUUUGUUCCAAAGGCUAGUAUUGCUAGGGAAAAAUAAAAACCUUCUUAAUGUCCAGCAUAGGAUGCAUCCAUCCAUAAGCUUAUUUCCAAAUAGGGUGUUUUAUGAAAAUCAGAUUUUGGAUGGCCCCAAUGUCAAAGAAAGAAGGUAUGAGAGGCGAUUCCUUCAGGGAAAUAUGUUUGGCUCCUACUCUUUCAUUAAUAUUGCACAUGGAAAAGAGGAAUUUGAUUACAGCCAUAGUCUCAAAAAUAUGGUUGAGGUUGCUGUAGCAUCUGAGAUUGUUGCAAGCCUUUUCAAAGAAUUUGUUCGCACAAAGAAGAAAGUUAAAGUUGGUAUCAUCUCACCAUACAAGGCACAAGUCUAUGCAAUUGGAGAGAAGGUGAAACACUACAGUGCUGAUUCUAAUGAUGACUUCUCAAUUAGUGUUCGCUCUGUUGAUGGUUUCCAAGGUGGUGAGGAGGAUGUGAUAAUUAUCUCAACUGUCAGAUGUAAUAUGAAUGGAGUUGUUGGUUUUCUUGAAAAUCAUCAAAGAGCAAAUGUGGCACUAACCCGUGCAAGGCAUUGCCUUUGGAUAUUGGGAAAUGAAGCAACUUUAACUAAAAGUUGCACUAUUUGGAAGGAAUUAGUCAUUGAUGCCAAGAAACGGGGGCGUUUCUACAAUGCUGAUGUAGACAAGAACUUGGCUCAAGCUAUUACGGUUGCCUUGGUUGAGCAUAACCAAAUACACAUUUUACUCAACAUGGAUUCCUUUUUGUUCAGAAAGGCCAAAUGGAAAGUCUCUUUCAGCAAUGAUUUUUUGAAUUCCAUGUCGAGAGUGAAAAAUGUUGAGACUUGUAAACAAGUGCUUACUUUAUUGGAAAAUCUAGCAAAUGGUUGGCGUCAAUCACACAGGAAGAAAAACCUCUUUUUUUAUUGGGGAACUUCUUCCCAAUUAUUGGAGCAGUAUAAGGUCAAUGGGUGUCUGAAUCUUGUUUGGACUGUAGACAUCCUUAAGGAAAAUUCAUAUUACAUUCAAAUUUUGAAGGUCUGGGAUAUUUUGCCAUUAUCUGAAAUACCAAGAGUAGCAAAUCAUCUUGAUGUCUUAUUUGAGAAUUAUACAGUGGAUAAGAUGAGUCAAUGCAAAUACAAAUCUCUCAACGGGUGUUUACUUGUUCCAAUGAGAUGGUCAAUUAACUCGUGUAGUUGUCCUGAAGUUGAUCCUCUGCUAUCACUGUCAAAAUCAUUGGUUUCACUCAGUCUGAGGGAUGAUUCAGAAUCAUCAUCUACAACUGAUAUAAAUAACUCCACUGUGGGGAGAGGUGUUGUCAGGAAAUGGCAAAGAAAGUUGCCUAAUGAGUAAUGAGGCUUUUGGCGGCAGAGAUGCCUCAGAGGAAGGACUGAAAAACUCUAAGAAAUGGGACAGAGCACAAGAAAUGCAAAUUCUGGAACAGCUUUCAAGAUUAUCUUGUGCACAAUCCUAACAAGAUAUGAUGCUGAUAUAAUACUGGCCAAAAUUGUGUGCAAUGGCAUCUUCCCUAUGCUGCAAUUCUAUAUUAUUAAAUAUCGUAAGCAUUAGAAAGUAUUUCAAUUAGGCAGUAUCACUGUCCUCUGCGAUUUUCUUCAGUUCA
Messenger RNA from Quercus lobata, 3802 nucleotides. RefSeq lists its product as uncharacterized. The transcript has 13 exons. Gene Ontology annotation, molecular function: helicase activity. Bases 106 to 3534 code for a protein of 1142 amino acids. The record is from RefSeq and is a predicted model, not a curated record. NCBI's taxonomy places the organism in Eukaryota, Viridiplantae, Streptophyta, Magnoliopsida, Fagales, Fagaceae.